AUGCGAUGGAGUGUGCGAUUUGUUACCGGUGCAGUUGACAAGAGCAUACAGAUCACCGGUGAGAUGUGUACUAGUCUGAUCGGCGGGCUUCGGAAUACCAUGAUUCCUGCUCUUGAACAUACCAGUGAUGUCCAGCUUGGUAUCAGGAUUAUCGAAAUCGGCGCCGCUAACCGCUUUGGUAAACGCCGUCUCCCUGUGCUGCACACGAUUUUUGUCCUUGCCGUUCUUAUUCCAUUCACUAAGCAAACUGUAGUAGAAGCCGAACAUAUCACUCAGCGAUUUCGGCGGACUGGGGAGAACGCAGUUGAACAGGCUGCAUAUCUUAGUGAGCGGAGACUUUUGAUUACCGCAGAAGUCACCAAGGACUUCCAUGAGGAAUUGCCCUGUUCGCCUAUGUGA
Molecule: messenger RNA, 399 nt
Organism: Babesia ovata
Lineage: Eukaryota; Apicomplexa; Aconoidasida; Piroplasmida; Babesiidae
Product: ABC transporter permease, putative
Exons: 1
Coding region: 1-399 (132 amino acids)
Source: RefSeq, a predicted model, not a curated record